UCAAUUAUUUGACAACAAAACAUGACCCCAUUUAUAUUCUUGUUUCUUAGCUUUUGGAAUGGAAUAUAAUUAGUCCUGUGUUAUGCUUUCUUUUCAUGCUAUUUUACCCUAAAACACCUUCUUCAAAACUUUUUCCCCCUUUAACUUUUUUGCAGAUUGAUGAUCAGAACUUGAUGGCAUCAACUAAUAUGGGUGUAGACAAACCAACACAAGAGCAAAUACAACAGCAGCAGCAACUAGCACUAAAGUGUCCUCGCUGUGAUUCAUCCAACACUAAGUUUUGUUAUUAUAAUAACUACAGCUUGUCGCAGCCAAGGCAUUUUUGCAAAGCUUGUAAACGUUACUGGACUCGCGGUGGAACCCUAAGAAAUGUUCCGGUGGGUGGUGGUUGUAGGAAGAACAAGAGGGUUAAAAGGCCUGCAGCCGCCGCCUCCACGUCGGUGCCUGUGGAUUCAUCUCCCAAUAGUUCAUCUUUGUUGACUUCAAUGACUACUAUGAAGCUUAAUAAUCCUUUGUUUUAUGGCUUACAACAAAAUACUGGUAUGAACCCUAAUACUUCGGAAUUCAACCUUUCAUUCCAAUCUAGGGUUGAUGCAGGUAGUCAUCAUCAAUUCUAUGAGUUUGAUAAUUAUCAACCUCAGAUAGCUUCUCUAGGGUUUUCAUCUUCUGGCCAAAUAGGGCCUAGCAAUGAUCUUCUUUCUAAACCAAUGCUUUCAAGCUAUCAUCAUCUUCCUAACUUUGGAUCUUUGAGCUCAAGUGUUUCUGCUGCUCCUGCAACAAUGGCUUCUUAUCUUUCGCCGAACCUUCAGCCACAAAAAAUUGUUUCCAGUAAUGUUAUUGGAGAUACAAGAGCAGCCGGGGGUAGUAAUUUUAUUGGAUUUUCUCAAUAUGAAGAUCAUAUGCAAAUGCAAGGGAGUCAUGAUCAUGAUGGUGGUAUCGCUACAAAAGAGUUUAAAACAGAAGAAUCUCAAAAUAGGAUAAAUAAUAACAAUCAGAUCCGAGAGAUGAGAUCAUCAGACACUGAUUCUGUUUUUUGGAAUUCAAAUGGUGCUGGUUCCUGGCUUGAUCCUGCUAAUCUUGUUGGUUCUUCAGUCCCUUCUUUAAUCUAGCAACGCCACCUGAUGCAACAGAGUCAUUUGAUCUUCCUCUUAUGUAUUUUCUUUAAUUAGGUAAAUAGAUGGUGAUCUAUGUUUUAACUUGCUAACUAGGUAAGCUUAAUUCUGUUGAGUAACUUAUCCUUUUCUAGUCAUUUACAUUAUGGCCGAUUGGCCGCAAGGGAAAAUAAUUAUAGAUUUGAGGGUUUCCAAAGGAUGGGAGGAUCAUCAGUUGGAUCGGAGUGAUCAUGUCAGCUGCAAUUGAAUUCAGCCCUUCAAUUUUAUGAAGCAAGGUUAAUUAAGGAAUUCAUAAUUUGCUCUGAGAGGAACCUCGGAUCCUCUUCCGUCUCAUCUUCGUCAACAAAAAAUUCCUCGUCCCUACAGCUCGCAUCUCCCAGGAUUCAGAUGCAUGAUCUGCAGAUCUGGUGAGUUGAUUUAAUAUACCUUUCUAUACUUUGUGUAUAUGUAUCUGCAGGCAUGCACUCAUAUAGUGCAUUUCUAGCACUUGUAUUAGUAGAUUUGGUAUAGGGGUUUAACUGAGAGGAUAAAUGUUAAGAUCUUUUCUUGAUCUGGCUUAAAGAGGGAAAUCAAACCAAUUAAGGGCUUCAAUGGUAUAAUUAUAUCGGUAUAGAAGAUAGGGGAAUUUCUAAGUUAAUUGUCAAUGUGUAUGUUUUUCAGUUUAUUGAUUGGUUAAUUGGUCUUCUUGUA
Daucus carota subsp. sativus is the source of this 1802-nucleotide messenger RNA. Its product is annotated as dof zinc finger protein DOF1.4. Lineage: Eukaryota; Viridiplantae; Streptophyta; Magnoliopsida; Apiales; Apiaceae. The record is from RefSeq and is a predicted model, not a curated record. The transcript has a single exon. The coding region runs from base 96 to 1109 and encodes 337 amino acids. Gene Ontology annotation, biological process: regulation of DNA-templated transcription. Gene Ontology annotation, molecular function: DNA binding; DNA-binding transcription factor activity.